AUGACGGAGAGAGUCAGUCUCAUCCGUCAGCCAUGGGUCCUCAAACCGAUGCUUGAACGAGGAUUCACAUCUGUGCGUGAUUGCGGCGGCGCGUCAUUGGCUAUGAAAGAGGCCGUGGAAGAAGGCGUAUGCAUUGGACCCCGGCUGUUCAUCGCCGGCUUCGCUCUGUCUCAGACCGGUGGACAUGGCGAUAUGCGCUCCUCGCACGAUCAGUCUCCGUGCUCUUGUGGUGCUGUUUCGGGCAUCAGUCGCAUUAUCGACGGGACGUCAGAAUGCUUCAGGGUCGCUCGUGAUGAGUUGCGUCAGGGAGCUGAUUUCAUCAAGAUCAUGGGUGGCGGCGGCAUUUCCAGUGCCGCGGACAAGAUUGAGAAUCUCCAGUUCUCCGACGAGGAGAUCAAAGCCAUCGUUACGGCUGCAAAGAACAAUGGGACCUAUGUCACCAGCCACAGCUACACAUCCCAGGCGAUCCAACAAGCGAUCCGCCAAGGCGUCAGGGGCAUCGAGCACGGCAAUCUCAUUGACGCGGAAACAGCCAUGCUGAUGGCCGAGACGGGCACUUUUCUCACCCCGACGUUGAUCACACAUGUCAUGUCCAAGCAACUCAAUUUCUUGCCCCCAGUCUCCGCGGCAAAGAAUGAUGAAGUCCUGCAGAAAGGCCUCGAAGCCAUCAAAGUCGCGACUGAGGUCGGCGUCACAAUCUGCUUCGGCACGGAUCUUCUCGGACCAUUGCAUUUCGCUCAAAGCAAGGAAUUUUCUGUGCGGAGUCAGGUGCAGAAGCCGGCGGAGAUACUUCGCAGUGCGACUGUGAACGCGGCCAAGUUGCUGAUGAGGGAGAACGAGCUGGGACAGGUGAAGGAGGGGUUUCUGGCUGACUUUAUUGUCCUGGAGAGAAAUCCUUUGGACGACAUAACAAUCCUGGAUCGAUCCGAGGAGAAUGUCUUGGCUGUUGUCAAGGAUGGAAGGGUGGUGUCGUCUAGAUGGACUGAUGUCAAGGUUGAUAUUCAGAGUAGGCCAUAG
Messenger RNA from Trichoderma reesei QM6a, 1017 nucleotides. RefSeq lists its product as uncharacterized. The record is from RefSeq and is a predicted model, not a curated record. Bases 1 to 1017 code for a protein of 338 amino acids. The transcript has a single exon. Gene Ontology annotation, molecular function: hydrolase activity, acting on carbon-nitrogen (but not peptide) bonds. Lineage: Eukaryota; Fungi; Ascomycota; Sordariomycetes; Hypocreales; Hypocreaceae.